Zophobas morio is the source of this 761-nucleotide messenger RNA. It is a transcript of the gene mRpL35, whose product is annotated as large ribosomal subunit protein bL35m. Lineage: Eukaryota; Metazoa; Arthropoda; Insecta; Coleoptera; Tenebrionidae. Bases 1 to 708 code for a protein of 235 amino acids. Gene Ontology annotation, cellular component: ribosome; mitochondrion. The transcript has a single exon. Gene Ontology annotation, molecular function: structural constituent of ribosome. Gene Ontology annotation, biological process: translation. The record is from RefSeq and is a predicted model, not a curated record.
AUGGAUUUUUCGUUCCGGGUUUUGAGGUUAGAAAAUACGGUUGUUCUCACGUUGGUCGCACUGCAAAACCAACUCGUCCAUCCUUGUCUAACACAUCGGUAUCGCUAUUAUUGCGUAAUGUCAUUACAUCACCGCCAAUCAGACAAACCAAAAAUCACCAAGUUGAAAAUGUUGCGGUGCUUGAUUCCAGUGGCUCGGCUUGUGCUUCGAGCCCCCAUAGUGAAAAAUGUCGUGCAGAAACCAAUCCCUCAUGUGUGUGCGAGAAGCUUUACGUCGAUUAUCCCUCCAACUAUUGCAGCCCCCAGUUCAAGCCUCCUCACUAACCCUAAGUUAACCCAAAUCAGCAACAAUAUAAUUUCGAGAAAUUUAAUAAAAUUUUCCAUGCGAAAAGGGAAAAGGAAGUCGGUGAAAGCCGUCAGGUUACGUUUCUAUCGCCUGGCUUGGGGUGGAUGGGUGAGAACUAUGGCUGGUCGCCAGAAGAAACUCUGGAAGAAGAGUCCACCCAGGAAGCGACGUUUGAGACAGCACGUGAUGUGCAACGCCAGCCAGAGCUAUUUAUUGGAUAAAAUGGCAGGACCGUUUUGGACUAAGAGGAGGUAUUAUGUAGAUGACCCAUAUGAGCCGUACCAUGAAAGAGAGUAUCACCCUCUAUCUUCUAAAAAACCACAACCUUUCAUCCCCCCAAGUGGGACGGUACCAAACUGUUAAACCAUCUACAUUAUUUAAUAAAAUCUUUAUUUGUAUUGUACAAAAUCAGACAA